AUCGCCCCUCAUCUCCUCAGCUCUCAAAAUCCACAAUAGUUAACCACAAUGACACACUAAAUGUUGUACACUUAUUCUUGUGUCCGUCCACAAAUUCCCAGACUCCACUAGGUUCAGCCAUUCACGGAGAAGAGCGUUUUUCAGCAUAGUACCCUAGCACCCAAUCCGAUAAUUAUCAAAAAGGGCGUAAAGGCGUAAUUACAGUCACUCAUCAGUCUCACAAUUUGUGAUUCAUCAAUUUGUGAUUCAUGUCGACUUCGCUCUACAAGACUUGUUUGUUACGCCAUAUCACUUUCUCCCCUCGCUGCUACCGGUCCAGUCUACCACGAGUUUUGGUAUCUAGAGCUUCAAACAGCUUCGUGUCUUCUCACCAGCCCACCACACGUCACUUUUCAGUCUCAUCACCCGCAAAUAUGUCUGGAUUGACCCCCGUCUAUACCAAGGAGGCCUGUCCUCCUGCUGGACCAUACAGCCAAGCUAUCAAGGCAGCUGGCAUCGUCUUCUGCGCCGGACAGAUCCCAGCCGACAAGAAUGGUAACCUGGUUGAAGGCACCAUUGCCCAAAAGACCGAGGCUUGCGUCAACAAUGUGAGAGCCAUCUUGGCCGAAGCUGGUUCAGAAAUCGCCAAGGUUGUCAAGGUUUCUGUCUUCCUCUCCGACAUGUCACAUUUCGCCGAGAUGAACGGUGAAUAUGAGAAAUGGUUCACCCACAAGCCCGCCCGAACCUGUGUCGCUGCCAAACAGCUACCCAAAGGUGUCGAUGUCGAGAUCGAGGUCAUGGCUCUACAGUAAUGGGUUCUUGGUUCUUCACAACACGAACGGACACAAAUUGAAACAGGCCUUGUCGUCAUAUGGCUAAGUAGUAAAUCUUGAUAUUCCGUAAAACUAGCACAGGCUCAGCACAUUGCUACAAGCCCUUUCUAUCCAAAAGAGUUCACAGCCAGAAAUAUCCAGGCAACAUAUCAAGUACCUUGAG
Exophiala mesophila is the source of this 975-nucleotide messenger RNA. RefSeq lists its product as uncharacterized. The record is from RefSeq and is a predicted model, not a curated record. Gene Ontology annotation, cellular component: cytosol; mitochondrion. NCBI's taxonomy places the organism in Eukaryota, Fungi, Ascomycota, Eurotiomycetes, Chaetothyriales, Herpotrichiellaceae. The transcript has 3 exons. Gene Ontology annotation, molecular function: deaminase activity. Bases 249 to 791 code for a protein of 180 amino acids.